Messenger RNA from Scomber japonicus (chub mackerel), 3809 nucleotides. Its product is annotated as olfactomedin-like protein 2A. Gene Ontology annotation, biological process: signal transduction. The record is from RefSeq and is a predicted model, not a curated record. The transcript has 8 exons. The coding region runs from base 149 to 2083 and encodes 644 amino acids. NCBI's taxonomy places the organism in Eukaryota, Metazoa, Chordata, Actinopteri, Scombriformes, Scombridae.
CACACUGUAUGAUCCUCCCUGCGUAAAGUUGAUAUGGAGCUGAAGUAGGCGCGCUACCAGACUUCACCUUAUGGACUGAAUGCAGUGAGGGUCGUUUUUGGAUUUUUUGGAUUUUCUGAACUUUACGCACAGACACUCAGGAGAGAAAAUGUGGAGGUACACCAACUUGUUCGCCUGCCUGCUGGUUUUGUGUAAGGAUGCGUCCUCACAGAGCAAGAUCUUUGGUGAGACAGAGCCCGUUCGUAUGACAUCAGAGGGCUCGGACUGCCGCUGUAAAUGCAUCAUGCGUCCUCUAAGUAAGGACGCCUGCCUGAGGCUGCGGAGCGGCAGCGUACGUGUGGAAGACUUCUACACAGUGGAAACGGUCAGCUCUGGAUCUGACUGCAAGUGCUCAUGCACGGCACCGCCGUCCUCCCUCAACCCCUGUGAGAACGAGUGGAAGAUGGAGAAGCUGAAGAAACAGGCCCCUGAGUUACUAAAGCUCCAAUCUAUGGUGGACCUCCUCGAGGGAACCCUUUACAGCAUGGAUCUAAUGAAAGUCCACUCCUACAUCAACAAGGUGGUGUCUCAGAUGAACACCCUGGAGGAGACGAUCAAGACGAACCUCACAAGAGAUAAUGAAUUUGUCCGGGACAGCAUGACAAGCCUCACCAACCAGUUUAAGAGAUAUGAGAACUACUCCAACAUCAUGAUGAGCAUCAAGAAGGAGAUCUCCAGCCUCAGUCUGCAGCUGCUUCAGAAAGACGCUUCUGAGAGCAAAGCACAGGAUACGAAUGAUGAGAAAACCAAGGAGACUGUAAAAGUAACCAACAAAAAGAACCCCGCAUCCAAACCCCCUCCCAAACAGCCCAAGGAAAAGGUCGUAAAGCCCAAGAAAGAGGUCGUUAAACCUGGAAAGCCGGUCAAGCCUGACCCUACAGCCAAAGCCAAGGUAGUUGGCCACCAGCCUGGCGUAGUGAGGGGCAUCACAUACUACAAGGCUGCCAAAACGGAUGAGGAUGAGCACAGAGGAGACCACUCUGCCAAAACCUACACAGUCCAUCAUGUCAAGGAAAGCCAGUCUGAGGACGGAGGUGCUGAAAUGGUACUGGAAGCUGCUGCGGCUGAUCCCCCCGCCUCCACAGCUUCCACCACAACCACAACCACAACUACCGCCACCACUACUUCGUCGACUACUGCAUCCACUACCGUCGCCACUCAGAGUUCAGCAGCUAAUGAGAGACCAGCUCCAACCAUUGUGCUGCUGCUGGACAACUCCAACAACAACAGCCGGCCCAUUCUUCACAGAGCCGGGAAGAUCCUCAACUGUGAAGGGACUCUAGCAUCCAUCGAGAAACCAGAGAAGCAGCACAGUUAUGGGCGCAACGAAGGGGCCUGGAUGAAGGAUCCGCUGGCUAAAGACUCCAAGAUCUACGUCACUAACUAUUACUACGGCAACAAUCUGGUGGAGUUCCGCAACUUGGAAAACUUUAAACAAGGCCGGUGGAGCAACCUUUUUAAACUGCCUUACAACUGGAUAGGCACAGGCCAUGUUGUCUACAAUGGAGCCUUCUAUUACAACAGAGCCUUCACCAAGAACAUCAUCAAGUACGAUCUGAGGAUGCGAUACGUGGCUGCCUGGACAUUGCUGCAUGAUGUGGUAUAUGAGGACACCACCCCCUGGAAAUGGCGUGGCCAUUCGGACAUUGACUUUGCAGUGGAUGAAAGCGGCCUGUGGGUGAUCUACCCUUCAAUGGACUAUGACUACAACCAGCAAGAGGUGAUCGUCAUCAGUAAACUGGACCCUGGAGACCUGUCCUUGAAAAAGGAAACCACCUGGAGGACAGGUCUCAAGAGGAACUCGUACGGGAACUGCUUCAUCAUCUGUGGCGUCUUGUAUGCCGUCAAUGUGUACAACCAGAAGGAAGGUGAGGUGAACUAUGCUUAUGACACCCACACCAACAGUGAUGCCAUCCCACGCCUGCCCUUCAUCAAUGAGUACUCCUUCACUACACAGAUUGACUACAACCCCAAGGAGAAGGUUUUGUAUGCCUGGGACAAUGGCCAUCAGGUCACAUAUCGGGUAACCUUUGUUGACCAGUGAGCACAGCUAGCUCAUGCCACAAAUACAAUAAUCUCACAGUAGGUCUGCCAGUAUGGCACCUAAAUAGAAAGAAGAUGCUCAGUAUUUGACAGCCUAGAAGCAGCCAUAUUGGACUCAACAGGACAAAGGAUGAACCUACACCAGCCUUCCAGUACCAAUGCAUGCUAUUCAAACACCUGACCUCACAGUGUACCAAACAUACAUGUCACAAACAUGUACUAGGACGUGUUUGUACAAUAUGCCAAUGGCAUGGAUAGAGAAGUAUGGAAAUAAUCUUACGGGUUGAGUUGAAGCUCAACGGGCAGAGCUUAUAUAGAUUUCUUUACAUGUUGAUUCAUGGAAUGUCAGCAGGCUGGCUAACUAGCAAACAGAUAGCUUGAAUAGUUUAAGGAAAGAGUGUUAAAAACACAGAUAAUAUUUGUGAUAUGGCCCAUUAAUUUCUGAUAGGAGAUACUUUGACACGCAUGUUAGAUUUACCAUUAGAUGCCAUGUUGGUCAUUACUGAGGUCUGGAAACCAACCACAACUGAGAGAAAUAGGUUUAUGUCAAUCAAGAUAGCACCAUCCCAAACAUAAGCCUUAAUUAAUACUUAAGGUAUUUUUGGAAGUUACUAGUCAGCAGGUAUCCCAGAAGCUGAUCUACGAGUCAAUGACUAUAAACCAUGAGUGAGACAGCAGAUGGCAAUCAGCUAAUGCUUUUCAAUGGAUCAGUUCAAUGCAAUCAAUUCUAACUGAAGCCAGCAUCUAAUUGCCUUUAGUAAUCAGCCAUGGUGGUUGUCAAUUGGUUUGAACUUUCAAGGUCAGCUGACCAAAAUAGCUAUAAUAAUACACAAUAAUAAUAAUUUUGCAUGGCUACAUCUCUUAUUUUUGCAGUGAGUAGCAACCAGGUAUCCUAAUCUUUCAUGCUUCAUGUUUUAACUUUUGCUUUUCAGCGGGCUUCAAAUAUUUUACAAAGCUCCUCCCACUGGCAUUUAACUCAACCAAUGAGAUUAUUCCUGCCUUCAGAGUAGUUCUAAUACUGAGAAAUGUUUGUCAAACUAAACUAUGAGCUAUUGUUUCACUUGCCCAUCAACUCCAUCCUGUCACCAAGCACUUUGAUCAUGAUUCUACUUCGUUUGUUAUUCCGCCCUCAUGAUGCUUCCUGUCUCUGUACUGUUGAUGUUGUUCUGAGGGGUGUGUUGAAUAUAAUAUGAACUCCAAAAUCCUAUGUACACAAGUCUCUAAGCUUUUGUAUUUACAUGAAUUAAUUUGACAAUUAAUAUCAUACAACAGUUUUCUAUUGUUUAUGUCAUUGUAUGAAAGCAUGCAGCUUUUGUCAUUGUCUGUAACGUGCAUAAUCACUUGACAUUUGUCACAGUUAUUGAAUAUGUUGUACAGUCAUGCUCGUACAAUAUGUGCACUGUGCCAUUUGCUGUGCCAAGGUCAAUAAUGGACACCAUAAACCUUUUUUUUUUUUUUUGACAAUGACUGACAGUAUUGCGUGAGGCACAUAAUGGAAAUGUUAAGUUUUAAGACACACAACUCUUACAGCACUGUAUAGUGGUGCAUUGGUCUUGCACACUUUCCAUCAUUCAUAGCUACAUCAUUUUGAAUUUUCAAAUUAUCAGGAGUGUUUUGUUAACUUUAUUAAAAAAAUGGAUUGCUGAUUCCAAUAAAGAAAUGUGUUCAACUGCCAAAUCUUUAUACAUACUCAUGAAAUAUAACACAACAUUUGAAACUAGCUGUGU